This is a messenger RNA of Sporothrix brasiliensis 5110, 1122 nucleotides long. RefSeq lists its product as uncharacterized. The transcript has a single exon. The record is from RefSeq and is a predicted model, not a curated record. Bases 1 to 1122 code for a protein of 373 amino acids. NCBI's taxonomy places the organism in Eukaryota, Fungi, Ascomycota, Sordariomycetes, Ophiostomatales, Ophiostomataceae.
AUGGAAGACAAAGGCACUGAGAGCUCUCGGCGGUCGAGUCCCGGCAGACGAGAGAAGCACCGUCACCGUGAGCGUGAACACCGUCAGCACCAGCGCCACCACCGCGAACAUCGUCGGACUCGGUCACGUUCGCCACGCGAGCGUAAACAACAGACGAUCAAGGACCGGAUAGAGGAUCGAGACGGCCACCGGUCAAGGCGUCACCGCCAUCGAGACAGAGACAGGGGCCGAGACAAGGACAAAGACGGAAAGCCAGUCCAGCUUCCCCACGGCGCUCGAUUGUUGGUGGCUGGCGCCGACUACAGCAAGUUUUCGCCCGUGUUUGCUGCGUACCUUUCGCAGGAGAAGCAUCUGACGCUGGCCGAGCUCGACGAGCACCAAUCCCAAAGUCGGUGGCGUCGGUUUGUGGACAAGUGGAAUUGGCGCGACUUGGCGGACAAGUGGUACGAGCCACAGCUGUUUCUCCGUGCCGUGAGGGGAGAUGUGGCUGCGGAUGCGCGAGUGGAAGAUCAUGAGGAGGACAAGGACAAGGACUCCGAGUCCUCUGACAGCGACUACGGCCCGGCAUUGCCACCAGACGAGCGCGACCCCAGCUGCAAAUCUGUCGGCUCGGUCGCACGCAGCCGGCAUCUUGGCGUUCCCGGUCCGGCGAUCCCCAGCCGCGCCGACCUGGACGAACGACGCGCGCUGGAAGAAGAAGACUGUCAAGCCGAGCGGGCCGCAUUGCGUCUCGCCCGUCGUGCCGACCGCGCCGAGCAGCGCGAACGGCUGGACGAGCUCGUGCCGCGGGCCGCCGCGGGCACACGCGAGCGGCAGCUCGAGAAGAAGCGCGAACGCAACGAGCAAAUGCGCGGGUUCCGGGACCGGUCGCCGGGCGGGGAUCUGGUGGGCGACGACGAGCUGAUGGGCGGCGACGAGGGAGGAAGCAGCCGGCGGUCUGCGCAGGAAAAGAAGAAGGAGACCGACGAGGCGGCGGCGCGACGGACGCUGUGGCAGCUGCGGCGGGAGGAAGAGCAGCGAGCACGGGACGACGAGCUGGCCGAGCGGCGAGCGCAGUACCGGGCGCGGGAGGAGGAGACAAUGGACAUGCUGCGGGAGCUGGCGCGGCAGCGGUUCGGGUAG